CAAAGAGCUUUCCAUUUUUCCCCUUCGUAAUGUAUUUAAUUCAACUGAAACGUAAUCAUGACGUGCCCCAUUGCUAAUCUCUUCGGUCGCUGUAGUGCUAACGAGAAUGUUGCUGAGGCUAAAGGCAGUCUAGAAAACGGCAUACACCGUCUGCACUGCGUGACACAUCUCAUCCAAUCAGCACGUUGGGUUGGAGCAUGUGACCUGGAUCUAUGCGAUGAGUCAAUUGAGAACAAACUCUCGUUUCCAAGGACGACCUGGCAGGAGGCUCACACCAUCUCAGCAAAUAACAUCAAACCCAAUAAAUAAGAGAGAAUGGAAAUUUCUGCAUACUCCCCCGACCGCCUCCCUGCUCUCCCUGAGCUCGACGCACUUCACCCUCCCAAACAGCAGGAGGCGCUCUCCCCGGAUCAGCCACUUCCCUCUCCUCCGAUCAUGCAGGACUGCAGCCCUGGGGUGAUGUCCCCUGAGGACGGAGAGACACUGGAACCCUUCCCUCCUCACCCAGCUUUCCUCCUGGGGGAACAAGACGAAGACCCAAGCUUGGGCAGCCCUGAACCUGAAGAGAUCCUCGCUCUGCGGCUCCACAAUUCUUGCCCCAUCCUGCCAGGGGUGCAGGAAGGCAGCCCGGCCCCUGCUGCGAUUCUAGGCUUUGGCAUCCCUUGUUUCAGUCCCAGGGCUCUGGAAGCUGCUAUGUCCUUGGGUGGGGACCGGGACCCCAGUUUCGAUGACGAGUUGGAUCUCCAGCAGUUCUACAACGGCCAGGGGGGUGUGGCAGACUCUGCAGACAGCGAGGGCAACCCCAGGAGGGCACGGAAGUACCCAUGCAGGGUGUGUGGGAAGCGCUUUCGCUUCAACAGCAUCCUCUCACUACACAUGCGCAUCCACACAGGAGAGAAGCCCUUUGUUUGCCCCUAUUGCGGACACCGUGCGGCCCAGAAGGGCAACCUGAAGAUCCAUUUAAGGACUCACAGGCCUGACGCUGGGGACAACGUGCCAGGGGAUCCAGGAAUGGAAGCGAGCGAGGGAAGUGCGAUCCUGGUGGAGUUGGUAGAACGAGCCAGCCAGAGAGGACAGAGUCUUACCGAAGCUAUUGAAACUCCUCCCCCGGUCCCUCCGGCUGUUCUUUCUCCUCCCUCUCCCUCUCUCCUCACUCUGUCCGGCUUCCGCUGCACGUCCUGCAAGGGGAAGUUCCGUACGGCUGCAGAGCUAGCCCGCCACGUGAGGAUCCUGCACAACCCGUACAAGUGCAGCCUCUGCUUCUUCUCUGCUGCCUUGGAGGAAGACCUGGUGGCCCACGUGACAGUGGAACACCUGGCCGGAUUAGCAGAACCAGCAGCCAUCGAGACGCCCGCGACCACCUCCGCUCCCCAGCCCCCCCUGCCCCCCCUGCCCCCGUCUCCUGCCGUGGUGCCUCCUGCUUUCAAAUGCGAGGUGUGCGGCCAGGCCUUCACCCAGUCCUGGUUUCUGAAGGGACACAUGCGGAAGCACAAGGAUUCCUUGGAUCACAAAUGCCAAGUCUGUGGAAGAGGCUUCAAGGAACCCUGGUUUUUGAAGAACCACAUGAAGGUCCACCUCAACAAGCUGGGGCUCAAAGGGAACAUGGCUGGCGGCAGGAGUCAAGGAAAAGGAGACUCCAGGAAGGCAGCCCGGGGGCUCACAGGAGAUCAGGCCUACGGAGCCCUCUAUUCGGGCCUGCUGCUGGCUGGAGGAAGAGGCAACCAAGAACACAAGGCUUUAAGCAAGCUCCUAGCACCAGGACCCAGCGUUGGAGAAGCUGGGAAAAGCCCCCUUCUGGGUUACCUCAAUCUUGCCCAGCAGUCGGAGGGUGGCAGCUGUGUGGAACGUCUCCAAGCAGCUGCCCAGGUGGCAGAGAUGGGCGGUGGAAACCAUGCGGUGUGGCAGCUGGUAGCCCGGAGCUUAGCAGCAGCUCAGCAGCAAAAGAGCAGCUCGGUGGCAGGAGAAGCAGAGCAGGUCAGGGCUUACCUUGGGGGUCUCCUGGGAGGGGAGUCUUCAGCCCAGCCCCCUUGGGAAUGCCCAGAUUGCGGGAAGCUCUUCAGAACACUGCACCAGAUCGUGGCCCAUGCCAGGGUGCAUGCCUGGAGGCCACAGAACGGGGGGGAGGGGGCAGCACAGAGGGACAGAGAGGGGUGGGCGCGCCCAGGGUUAGCUUUUGGGCCCCUGGCUGCUCUCAAAGCCAGUGCUCAAGGUUCGAGUCAAGCUGGAGGGAAACUUGGAGCAGCAGGAGGAGAAGGAGCGGGUUGCUAUCACCCACCGCUGUCUGCUUUUCAAGGAGAGAACGGGCUCAAAGACAGCAGGCCCAGCCCCGGCCCAACGCAGGGAGAGAGAAUCAGAGGUGCUGCUGGAAAGGACUGUCCAUACUGCGGCAAGACCUUCCGAUCCUCCCACCAUCUCAAAGUGCACCUCAGAGUCCACACAGGGGAAAGACCUUACAAGUGCCCACAUUGUGACUACGCUGGCACCCAGUCUGGGUCCCUCAAGUACCAUCUCCAGCGGCACCACCAUGAGCAGCGCAGUGCCUCUGCCGAGGGGAACGCCUCGGCUCGGGACCUGGGCACCAAGAGGUCCACCUUUGGACGGGCAGAUUUCGGGAGCCGAGGGCUAAGUGUGUCAUCUGCUGGCAAUUUCUCUGGAAAGACCAUGUCUCUACAGUGGCCAGGGAAGCCCUCACCUCAGAGGACAACCUCUACACAACCUGAGGACAAGCAGACUGGCCUGGCAGACUUCAGCAAGGUGUUCCAGAGCCUUUCUGAACACAAGGGGGGUUUUCAAGGUUUCCAGGAUCUCCAAGCGUUCCGGAAUCGCUCAAGAGAAGACCCACAGAGGGGAUCUAAAAGGGCCAAGCUUGUCCCUCUACCCAAAGUGUCCAGGAGGAAACCACAGACUACGAACAAGAUCCCGGCAGUCACAACCAAUGGCAGGGCUGAAUUCGAGCCCUUGGACCUGUCCCGAAGGCCCUCACAGGAGACCCCAGAUGACGUGACCCUCCAUCACUGCCUCUUCUGUCCCUUCACCACUUCUUCUGUUGAGCUGAUGGCAAUGCACCUGCAAGUCAACCACACUAGCAAGUCGAGGAGGAAAGAGAGGGAGAGGAGCCUAGAAGGGAGCCGGACCCAUGACCAGCAGACAUCCUGGGCUGGUUAUGGCUUGUCCCUGCUUGCUGCACGUGGGUGGAAGCCUGAUAAGGAAAGAGAAGAGCAACCGGACAACUCUUCAACUUCAGAGAUAGAUGUCAGUCAAGGCUCUUCUCGCUUGAGGGAUGUUGGUCAAGCGAAUAGGAUGUUGAGGGAGUUCCCUUUGGAAUCUUCUCCUGGGGCUUCCACAGUGGAGGACCUGGAGUUUGGAGGUCUACCAAGAGAAGAAUCAGAAGGAGAAGAGGAGGAAGAAGAAGAAGUAGAACACUUUGAAGGAGAAGCAGGGAGGGGAGGUAUUGAAAAUCAUGGAGGAAUCGGCAAUGUUCAAGCGGACAACAUUGUUGAAUUUGAGGAGGAAGGAGAAAGUACUGAAGACACAGAAGGGGAUAUAGGAGAACUAGAGGUGGAUGAGGAAGAAGAAGAAGACACACACAGAAAGAAAAAGCAAGAUGACAAAGCAGAUGAUCACAGCACAAAUGUGUCUCCUGCAAGGAUUGACAGAGAAGAAGCAAGACCCACACUGAAAUAUGAAAAAGGCCUUCUGGAACAAUAUGAUCUAGAAGAUAAGGAAGACCUGGAAGGAUCACCAAGACUGGAGACCCAAACAAUCGACUACUCCCCCAUGAUGGUGGAGGAAGCAGGCACCCAAAACAACCAACCUGGUAGCCUUAGCUCUUAACCUGAAGGAACCUUUCCUGAACAAGGCAAAGGACCCCUUGUUCUUCCACAACACAAGUGUUCCAACAGUCUGUGUUGGCCACCAGUAGCCUGUGCUAGACCUUUGUCCCUGCUUCAUAAAACUAUGUGAGAACAAAGACCUGAAGCCUACAUUUUUUGUAGCAUAGAUCUUUCUGACAAAGGUCUAACUUGAAGCCGAAGAGUAAGCCUUGAAAACAGUAUUAAAGACAUUCUGAAAAUAUACAGAACCUCGGAGGAAACAUGAGAUGGAGAUCCUCUUGCAUAAAAUUAUUUUGCUUUGGAUAACAUCAGAAAUGCAGAAUAAUGUUCCUCAAAUCUUUUUUUGAGCGAUCAGUAUUGUUAGUCGUUCACCUGUAAAAUAUUCAGUGAUGCUAAACUGAAACAGUGUUUUGGAAAAGAGAAGGAUGGAUUCUCUGAGCUAAGGAAAGCAGGCUUCAUUCUGGGUUUGAAGAAGUUUGAAUGUUUCUCAAGGUUUUUAUCACUUAUACUGUGGAGCACACCAAACUGUCUUUUGUCGUUCACACCAAGUGCCAGUAUUAGAAGUAAAAAAAAACAAAACCUACCAGACUACUUUCUCUUGAAGUAAAUUCGACUGAUGUUUAAAAGCUUGGCUGAAAAUGCUACAAUGAGAAGAACAGACAUUUUCUGGAAAUAUCUGCGUUCGAAAUACUUUGGAGAAGGGUUGGAACCUCUGAUCCCAACCGCUAGGGUAGUCAAUAGUAAAGCACUAACAACUCUUUGGAGACCUAGUAGAAAUCUGUAGCUUUUUUUUGUGGAAAUAAUAAUAAUAAUAAUAAUAAUAAUAAUGAAGAAUGCUGAUUGAUUAGCUGGAAGUAAAGCACUGUGGGAUUUUCUUUUAUUUUGUAUUUUGAAUUUAAAUUUCUUUUUUCAUUGUACGGCCUAGCCUUUUAAAUCCAGGUUCCUCCAUUGCCCUUUAGAAGGGAGAUUCCUGGAUUCUACAAAGCACUGUUUGGACUAUGAGAAGGGGAAAUUAAUGUGUCUUAUUUGUUUUGUAUGAAAAUGCUAUCAGACAACAGCAGAAUGUCAAAGCCUUUAACAGAACCUCAAUCAGGAGAAACCCUUUCAAGGAGAUGCUUUAAUUAUUGAAUUUUCCUUCUCGACCUUAAAAUAACGCACAGAAACCCAAGUACCCAAAGUGUUGCUGCUAUUCUUCAAACAAGAAAAUAAAAAUCCUUCCAGGGACAUAACAAAAUAAAACCAGAAGAAAAUGGACGAACGAGCGCGGUCCUGUCUCUGCUUGUCCAAUUCCUAAAUAGCUGAUUGAUCUAAAAACUAACUCUAUCUCCACUUCCAACUGUGUCCUCUGGUCCUGGUGCAUAAUCCUUUCUGGACCAGGUUGCAGGGGAACAAUCGCUAAACACAUUGUGCAGCUCCUGGGAAUCCCUAGAUCUCUUUAAGCGUGUGACAGACAGCUGAUGGGUGCAAAGGGAUUCCCCGGCACUGCUUAAAAAUGUUCAGUAGAAAAGUGUCUUCUACUUGAAUUAACGGUUGAGAAAGAAGCUUCGUUGCUAGGACCAUCGUCAAAACCAUUCCCCUGACCAAAUUCUUUUUUACAAGAAUGUGCAAUCCUUCGGGGGGUUUCUUCUGUUGAGGGUCUGUUGUGAAUCGAUAAGUACUCCACUACAGAACGGGGACCAGCUGCAUAAAAAAAAAAGACAUUAUUGUCUUUGCACCUUAAUCUUUCCAGAGCUAAUCAUUUCUUGCAAGAUGCAGAAAGGGUAAGGGAUGGUUCAAAUACUUGGAUAUCCUGGUAAAGGUAUUUACAAAACUUGCAAGGACAAGCACCCCUCUUUAGCAUUGGAAACUAUGAGAGUUUUGCUAGAAAAAACACUUCCAGCUUCCUUUUCUACACCCAGGAACUCGAGAGCGGCUGUCAGCGAGUCAUCUCCCUCUGGAGGACAAAGGUCAGCCCUGCAGGGGUCCUCUUCAAUUCAUUUGGUGCCAGUCAAGCAGGGUCUGCUGUUGUGUGAUGAGGAGAAACAGUCUCUGCUGGUUUAAAAGCUCCCAAAAUAGACACAUUUGAAUAUAUUCUGAGUUCAUGAUUUUCUUGCCAAAAAAAAAAAAAUCCUACGAUUUCAUAUCCUGACAUACAUUUUUGGUCCAAACUUUCCUUUUCUGAUAUCAGCAGUCAAUUUUAUAAAUAAAAAAAAAAGAGUUUCAUAUAAACAAUGUAACUCUUGUCAGCAAAGAUGUGAUCAACAAUAUUUUGAAGCGUAUCGUAUAUGAAGGAUCGAUAAAGGCAUCAUUCAAAAUAUUUCUACAUCAUUAUAGUAAGUAUUUACUGCCCUUCAGUAUCACUACAAAAAGAUGCUAUAAAGUCAAGCUCACCUUCGCUUGUCACUUGAGAUCAAAUUAUUUAUUUCACUUAUGCUUCCAAAUAGGAUUUCCCAACAGCAGUUUGAACUCCUGUAUCCCUUUCUGUUCUUGAUUUCCUAUAUAUGUUGUUUUAUGUAACAGGGAUCAAUAAUUUUGGCAAAUGCCAAGUGCCUUGUACCGAAGCACUUCCUAGAAUGCAGCUUUCGCUCAAGCCAGUCUGCUCUUAGUUUCUUCCUUCCUCCCUCACUGUGAGGGAGGGACACCAGACAUACCCUGGUCCCCAGGCAUGAGGAGUAAUUGCUUGCAAAUCUUAGACAGUUGUAUCAAUCUUCUGACGGGAAAAGUGCCUACCUGUAUGUAUUUGUGAACCCCCUUCAAUUAUAGUGCUUGUGCAGACGUCUAAGUCUCUAGCUGUACUGCAUCGUUUUGAGUUCCCCAGUUGAGUUAUUGUGAGUGAUUAUCAGGUUUAUGAACUGCUUUGUUACUCUAUAAGGAUGAGACCAGACCACGUUUCAAAUCAUUUAUCAGUUUGAGAGACCCACAUUACACAUGGAGCGUUAUUGUUUAGAUGCGAUAUGUGCUGCUAGUAUUAACAGAGAUAGGCAAUGGAUCGGAUCAGCUGAACCCCUGGAGAGAGCCCUCAGACUGAUUCAACACUGAUUCUGGAGGUACUAGAGGCUCUGUGCCGCUUCCAUGCCCGGAAUUGUACCAUAUGGGCUCAGGAUAUGCGUGACUACCGUCUGUUUUUGU
Molecule: messenger RNA, 6941 nt
Organism: Polyodon spathula (Mississippi paddlefish)
Lineage: Eukaryota; Metazoa; Chordata; Actinopteri; Acipenseriformes; Polyodontidae
Product: zinc finger protein 536-like
Exons: 6
Coding region: 316-3834 (1172 amino acids)
Biological process (GO): regulation of DNA-templated transcription
Cellular component (GO): nucleus
Molecular function (GO): DNA-binding transcription factor activity, RNA polymerase II-specific; RNA polymerase II cis-regulatory region sequence-specific DNA binding
Source: RefSeq, a predicted model, not a curated record